AAAAAAAAUCCAUAAUUCCGCAUUUUGUGUGGAUGUCCUCACAGAAGCUCGCGUCUCCCACCUCUCCUUCGAUCCGUCUUUCUUCUUCUUCUUCUUCGUCUUCAAUCCGUGCUCAAACUGUUUUGAUCUCUCCACCACUAUUUCUCUCUCUCUCUCUCUCUCCCGUUCUCUCUCUGUCAAGGUUGGGGCGUUGAGCCGUUGAAGGUUUGGCCCUUUUGGAUGCAGUUAGUGUAUUAGAGGUUUUGUGAGCUACACGAUCUGGUUUGGAAGUUUUUGAUAUGCGACUGACUCGUUAACUCGGGCCGGGGACUCUGGAUCGGAAUAAGCAUGGUAGGAGCAGACUACAGCUAUGGAGCUCCCUAUUUGCAGAAAUUCAGGCUCUACGAGACUCGCUCGAACUUUUAUAUGAUUGGACGGGACAAGAAUAGAACAUAUUGGAGAGUCCUAAAGAUUGACCGAACAGAGCCAUUGGAGCUAAAUAUUCAUGAAGACCCUACAACAUAUUCAGAAUUUGAAUGCUAUGAACUCCUGAAAAGAAUACACGAAGGAAACAGGUCCACUGGUGGGCUUAAAUUCGUAACGAAUUGCUAUGGAAUUGUUGGUUUUGUAAAAUUUUUGGGACCUUAUUACAUGCUGCUUAUCACUCAAAGAAGGAAGAUUGGCACUAUAUGUGGUCAUGCAGUCUAUUCCAUUGCAAAGAGCGAGAUGAUCCCAAUUCCCAGUUCUACUGUGCUAUCCAAUAUGGCUUUUUCUAAGAAUGAGAACAGGUACAAGAAACUACUACGCACUGUGGAUCUCACCAAGGACUUCUUUUUCAGUUAUUCCUAUCUCAUUAUGCUUAGUCUUCAGAAAAACCUAAGCAAUCAUGAAUCAGGACUUGUCCUUUAUGAAACAAUGUUCGUAUGGAAUGAGUUUUUAACUCGUGGAAUCCGCAAUCAACUCAAAAAUACUAUGUGGACUGUAGCACUAGUUUAUGGCUUCUUUAAAGAGGUGUCACUCUCAGUUUGUGAAAAAGAUUUUAAGUUGAUCCUUAUUGCCAGACGAUCUCGUCACUAUGCUGGAACCAGAUACCUGAAGAGAGGUGUAAAUGAGAAGGGCCGUGUAGCUAAUGAUGUCGAGACUGAACAAAUUGUGGUUGAAAAUGUUCCUGAAGGGUAUUCUGUACAAAUUAGUUCUAUUGUCCAGAACCGUGGUUCGAUACCUCUUUUUUGGUCACAGGAAACUUCAAGACUGAAUAUUAAGCCUGAUAUUAUAUUGUCAAGGAAGGACCCACGGUAUGAAGCAACCAAACUUCACUUCGAGAACCUUAUCAAGAGAUAUGGAAGUCCAAUUAUUAUAUUGAAUCUGAUUAAGACCCUCGAGAAGAAGCCCAGAGAAUCUAUUCUGCGUACAGAAUUUGCUAAUGCUAUUGAUAGUAUCAAUAAAAAGUUCUCUGAGGAAAACCAUUUGAAGUUCCUUCACUGGGACCUAAACAAAUUUACAAAAAAUAAAGCUACAAGUGUGUUGAUGGCUUUAAACAAGGUGUCUGCUAAUGCAUUGGAAUUAACUGGUUUCUUUUACUGUCAAGUAACUCCAGCUUCAAGGACAGCAGAAUUGCUGAAUUUUCCAUGUGCUAGAAUGCAAUGCAGGAACAAAGGCAAUGGAGAUGGUGCUGAGAAAGAUCAUCACAAUGCUGUCAGGGACACUGACUGCUUGGAAACUGGAUCAAACUGCAGUACAGAUGAUUUGCUUGGAGUUCAAUCUAUCAAGUGUCCAACCUUCCAGAGAGGGGUCCUAAGAACAAACUGCAUUGAUUGUUUGGAUCGUACUAAUGUUGCUCAAUAUGCAUAUGGGCUUGUUGCUCUAGGCCACCAGUUGCAUGCUCUAGGGUAUAUAGAUGUGGAGAACAUUGCUUUGGGUUCUCCACUGGGGGAUUCUCUAAUGAAGAUAUAUGAAGAAAUGGGCGACACUCUUGCACUACAAUAUGGUGGAUCAGCUGCACACAACAAGAUAUUUUCUGAAAGAAGAGGUCAAUGGAGAGCAGCGACACAAUCCCAAGAAUUAAUUAGGACACUUCAGCGAUACUAUAGUAAUGCUUAUAUGGAUGCUGAGAAACAAGAUGCCAUUAAUGUGUUCCUGGGGCAUUUCCAGCCGCACGAUGGUAAACCAGCACUAUGGGAAUUGGAUUCUGAUCAGCAUUAUCCUGUUGGAAGGCACAGUUUAGCUUUUGGCAGUAUAAGGUCGAGAAUCAAAAGGUCAUUCUCAGAUGGAAAUAUUAUCUGUCCAACUAACUUACCUGUUGAAGAUACAAGUAACAAACAGCAAGAAGCUUAUGAGCCUCCAUUACCUGUUCAGUCCACACCUGAUGUCUCAACAUGUGAAAGCGAAAUGCCAUAUUCCAGGUAUACCCCCUCUAUGUCUGGUAGGGAGCUCUUCUCCGAACCCCAAGCUGAGCAGUCCCUUGAACGUGGGGAUUCCAACUUCUCAAAUUUUGUAGAUGUUGAGUGGCUUUCUUCAUCUGGAAAUUCAUGUGAAGAAGAGACGUAUGAGAGAUCUUCAAUCGUAGGUUCCCCAUCCAGUGGUCUGUCAUCAGAAGGCGGCAUUGGAUGCGCAUCCAAGGCAGAAACAAGCCUUCAUGCCUACGACUCUGGAUUUAGUAUUAAGACUACUGGAGAUCUCAAUUUCGAAAUGGCUCAAGAAAUGCAACGCCGUGGUGAAUUUUCUGAUAAAUUUGUGCACUGGGUUACAUUUGGAGACAUGCUCUUCCCGUGAUGAUGAUGUUGGGGCUUCCUGACGCACUAAAUUCAUGUAAGACCAUACCGAUUCAAUCAGCCCAUCCGAAGGAUGCGGGUUACUGAUGCAAUAAAUUUACCGGCUACCAAGGUUAGAGAUUUGAGAAAAUAUUGAGUUUUUGGUUACUACAGACAGAUAUGCCCAAAGAAAGCCAUUGUAGAUCUGCAUCUUUAUUUAUUCAUUUUCUAGUCCCCUUAGAUAGGAACCCAAAAGUAAAUAUCCUGCAUAUUCUUUCUGGGACUCUUUGUUCCCAUGCUUGCUAACAAUUGUCAAACGUUACAAUUUUGUAUAUAUCAAAUAUCUUUGGUGACAAAUCCCAGCUUGGUUUUGCA
Ipomoea triloba (trilobed morning glory) is the source of this 3104-nucleotide messenger RNA. RefSeq names its product phosphoinositide phosphatase SAC2-like. The record is from RefSeq and is a predicted model, not a curated record. Gene Ontology annotation, cellular component: intracellular membrane-bounded organelle. Lineage: Eukaryota; Viridiplantae; Streptophyta; Magnoliopsida; Solanales; Convolvulaceae. Gene Ontology annotation, molecular function: phosphatidylinositol-3,5-bisphosphate 5-phosphatase activity. Gene Ontology annotation, biological process: phosphatidylinositol dephosphorylation. The coding region runs from base 328 to 2751 and encodes 807 amino acids. The transcript is spliced from 17 exons.